Molecule: messenger RNA, 1366 nt
Organism: Olea europaea var. sylvestris
Lineage: Eukaryota; Viridiplantae; Streptophyta; Magnoliopsida; Lamiales; Oleaceae
Exons: 2
Coding region: 172-738 (188 amino acids)
Source: RefSeq, a predicted model, not a curated record
AGCCAAGUGACCUAUUUACAAUUUACCCACAAUAGUGAUAAUAGUAGGUAACAACCAGGAAAAAGGCCAAGAAAAUUCAACUGCCGUGUCGCAUUCUCUCUAGAUUCUGGGUUUUUGCCCUUUUUAAUAUACCAAAAUCUGCAAAUCCCAAAUGCAAAGACUGCAAAAGUGAUGGGCAUUACAAAGCAAAUGGAAUGCGGUGAAUGCGGGUCGAAGGAUCCGAUAACACUGCACAACCUCUGGUACCGGGGCAUCUACAGCCAGCUAUGCACGGCGUGCGUUCUAGCCCACCACGCUGCGUCGUUUUGCCCCAUCUGCUUCGAUGCCUACGAGGAUACCAAGCUGCCUCCACCGCACCUCCGCGUCAUGUGCCUCCGGUGUCCCGCCGUAGCCCACAUCUCUUGCGUUUACUCCCUUCCUACUUCUUCUUCAUCCUCCGCGACUCGCUAUCACUGCCCUCAAUGUUCCAUUCCCAAUUUCACCUUUUUUGAUUUGAAUGCCAGUGAUGUUCAAAAUGGCAACUUGAUUACUAAGGAUUUAGCCAAGCAAUUCGUGGCCGCAGCCAAAAUUGCUUUGAUAUCAAUGAAUAAGGCGGCCGUUAUUGCGAGGGAAAAUGCAGAGAAGAGAGCGUCGGAGGCCGUGAUGGCUCGAAAGAGAGCUAAAGAGGCAUUGGACAGGGUCGCCUUUUUGAUGCUGAAAGAAGCGGAGGAAGAUUCCAGAUCAUCAUCCAAUUCAUAAAGUAAUGCUGAGUCAUCGCUUUGGUCUUGCUUUAUUAAUUCAGAGUUUGCACCAUUGAAUGACCUUGUUUCUCAAUGGGGUAAUUGGCGUUAAGAAAGUACAAAGCUAAUGAACUUGAAGACCAGAAGUGAAUUAGAGGACUGGGAGUUUCAGGAAUUUAGAUUCUAGAAUUGUUUUGAGAUUAGAGAGUUAAUGCUUUUCGUCUACUGUUGUUUAGAAAGGAAGAUACCUUGAUCUAUAAAAUUCUAGAAAUAGCAUCUGGCUUAUGUGUACAACAUCCAACUUUUUCUCUCAUAAAUUUUUCUUUAUUCUUGGAAUUAUACUGUAGUGUUUACUGAAUUUAAAAAAUAUAGUGGAAUCAACUGACAACCGAUCCAGAAUGACAAUCUCUACGGGCAUCAGAGGGAAAGAAAAAAUUAUAUAGGAAGCUGUUUCUGCACACUUUUGCAUUGUCCGACUGAGUAGGCAGUGCCUACCAAGCUAAGCUUUAUUGAAGAGGCUGGGCUGCUGGCUUUUUCAGCUACCUCCCUAUAUUUGUUUUUUGAUAUCCAGGCAUCCCAACUUACACCAGAUUAAAUCUUGGACCCCCAAGACCUUUGCCCCUAGAACCUUGGAGGGGGAAAAUCGC